Patiria miniata (bat star) is the source of this 3626-nucleotide messenger RNA. Its product is annotated as glucose-6-phosphate exchanger SLC37A2-like. The record is from RefSeq and is a predicted model, not a curated record. Gene Ontology annotation, biological process: phosphate ion transmembrane transport; glucose-6-phosphate transport. NCBI's taxonomy places the organism in Eukaryota, Metazoa, Echinodermata, Asteroidea, Valvatida, Asterinidae. Gene Ontology annotation, cellular component: endoplasmic reticulum membrane. The coding region runs from base 380 to 1942 and encodes 520 amino acids. Gene Ontology annotation, molecular function: glucose 6-phosphate:phosphate antiporter activity. The transcript is spliced from 18 exons.
GACUCUGUUAGUUACUUCCGUAGUUUGUUGCCGUUUGUUGAAGUGUACCGGUAUCUCGUGAUCAAAUUGUUUGUAGUUUUAUUGUGAAAUUUGUCACACAGGCAAAGGGCUAUGGCUAUUGAUCGUGCUUGUGAGAGAUACUGACGAUUUAGAAAUUACGAUUUCAGGUUAAGGAAGGAGUAACAACAUGCCGUCUGGACACCGGGAUUUCUGCUUGAAGUUGGUCUGAUGAUUUCUGUAGUCGUAUAAAGUAAGCGUACGUACAUGUGCAGGUAGCUGUUUGUUCGGGCACUAGUGUGCGAUAUUUUGCCUCUUUUGAUCACCCACGAAGUGAGGUAUUCCCAUUGAGUUUGCGUGACACAGUUCGUCUGAACCAGCCAUGGCCAGGCUACCUGUCAUGGCCCCUGUGCUCCAUGCUUGCUUCCGGGGAAGACACCAAACGUUGUACCAUAAGAUAGCGGUGUUGGUGUUGACGUUCUUCACCUACAUGACCUACCACCUGUCGAGAAGACCAAUCAGCAUUGCCAAGGGCGUUUGGCACCGAAACUGCUCCAUACCCAUCAACAACUUAGAGUAUCCCAUCUUCAAUGCCUCUGAGGCAGGAAACCCAAACUGGUGCGACUGGAAACCUUUUGACACGGAAGAUGCUGAAACCUUACUAGGAUGGCUUGACACCGGGUAUUUAUUUGCAUAUGCAGUUGGAAUGUUUUUCAGUGGUCACAUUGCGGAGCGCAUGAGUCUACGCUAUUUCCUGUUCGGUGGCAUGUUCCUGAGUGGGCUCUUCACAGCCGCAGUCGGCCUGGCCCAGUUCUUUGACAUUCACAACUACGCCUACUUCAUCACAAUGAUGAUUGUUGGAGGUUUUUUCCAGGCUACUGGUUGGCCUGCUGUGAUUGCCGUGGUAGCCAACUGGUAUGGAAAAGGAAGGCGUGGCUUCAUCAUGGGUGUAUGGAACACCCACACCAGCCUGGGUAACAUCUUGGGCGCGGUCAUUGCAGGACUCUUUGUGGAUUACAAUUGGGCGUGGUCCUUCAUCGUGCCCGGCGCCAUCAUAGCACUGAUGGGGUUUGUCGUCUUCCUGUUCCUCAUUGAAUAUCCAACAGAUAUAGGCUGUGAUCCACCUGAAGAGCAAAAAACGGAUUCUAAGUCCAUGGCCGUCAACUCUUCCGAUGACGAGGGUGAGGAUCUCAGCGAGAGGAAGGUCUUAUCUGAGCAGCCGCCUGUUAGCCUAGGGAGAGCCUUAAUGAUUCCGGGCGUCAUCGAAUUCUCCCUAUCCUUGUUUUUCUGCAAGUUAGUCAGCUACACCUUUCUAUUCUGGCUGCCCUACUAUAUCCAGGGUACAACAAACUUAUCGGACGAACAAUCAGCGGAUUUCUCCACCUUGUUUGACGUGGGUGGUGUCCUGGGCGGCAUUGUCAUUGGGCUUCUGUCGGAUCUCUCCGGAGCCAGCGCUACGGUGUCGUUUCUCGCUCUAGUAAUAUCCGCACCUUUGGUUUAUAUUUACAAUGCAUUCGGUUAUCUCAGCCUCGCCAAGGGUGUAGGUCUGAUGAUGUUGACGGCGUUUUUCACCAACGCACCAUAUGCACUCAUUACAACGGCCGUGUCUGCAGAUUUGGGUACGCAUCCCACCCUCCAUGGUAACGCCAAAGCCUUAGCAACAGUCGCUGCUAUAAUUGACGGGACGGGUACCGUGGGUGCCGCCUUGGGGCCUCUCCUAACAGGCAUCAUCAACCCGACGGGGAAAACCGGCUGGAAUUAUGUCUUCAUUAUGCUAGCAGCGGCCGAGGUUACCUCUGCCUUGUGCCUGCUAAGAUUGGUGUACAAGGACUUCAAGAGAGCGUGCAGUGGGAACGAGUACCAGCUAUUGCCAGGUACCGGUGCAAAUGCCGAUGAUAAUGUUGGUACACUCACGUACCCUGCCGAAGUACCAUUCAAUAAGUGAUGGCUUUUAAAUGGAGGUAAAAGGGAACGCAUUCAUCUACUUCAGAGGUGGAAAGCUUCCGAUGAUUCUCCCAAGUAACAGAUGCUUUGACAAGGAACAGUAUUGUCUGACAGCCAAGAUUAUAUUUUUUAUAUUGCUAGCGAGAGAGGCUGCUUCAAGUGGAGCCUCCAGUAAGCACACAAUUGUUGGUGUGCAUGAGGAGUUUGUUAAGCAGGAACAGCUAUUACCGGCUGAGGUUAUAAGACCAACUUCUUUGCAGCCUUAAGCAGUGAUACUUGCUAAGAACAAAAAAACAUUGCUUUAUAACAAAUACAAAUCACUAUUGCUUGAUGGUGGUCAUCAGCCGAUUUUCGCUUAGCCUGUAAAUUUACUAAGCGCUAUUUCCUGCUUAAUAGCUCCACGAUGCUUGGUCCUUGUUCUUAGUUAUACAGUCAAGUCUCGUUAAUACAAACUAGCCAAAUUGUUUGUUAUAUCAGAAUUUUGUAUUAAGAGGAACAUCAGUCCCAUUCCUUGUGCACAUAAAUGCACAGUCGGGACCAAGGUUUUAUGUUUGUUAUAACCAGAAUUUUGUAUUAACAGAGUUUGUACUAACGAGAGUCGACUGUAUUUGGCCUUGCAUGUAUCCUUAAUAAGUAGAUUUUAAGAUGAAAUUGAAUGCCUAGCAGCUCAUUGGAAUUGGCACUGUGUCACCGUUGCCUUGGUUUUAUACUAGUCUAGGAAAUAUUUUUUUAAAAAAGGGCUCAUUUAAGGCAAGAAGAGGCAUUUUCGAGUAGAAGUUGGUAACAUAGCUAUUUUACUAUUUCACCUAAUUCGGAGGUGCCGAAUCCGAAAAUGAUGGUUACCAAGCUUGGAUUUCUAGUGGAAAUGAGCCUUAUUUGCAUAAAUCUUUAAUACCUGUCGUGAAAUAUAUUUGUUCCUAUAUAUGUGUAUAUUUUUUAUUAUUUUAUUUUUUGAAAAGUUUAUUUUGGUGAUUCUACUUACACUUCCUGACUUCAAUAACAUAAAUAUAAAAUAAUAAAAAAUAUACCAAGAUAUGGGAACAACUAUAUUACACGACAAGUAUAAAAGAUUUAUGCAAAUUAGGCAUAUUUCCACUAAAAAUCCAGCUGGGUAACUAUCAUUUUCGGAUUCAGCACCCCAAAAUUAGGUGGUACACGUAUAGCUAUGUUACCAACUUCUACUCGAAAAUGCCUCUUCAUGUAACAAUUUUUGAAAUAUCGCCUAGUCUAUACCCUUUAUAAGUUGGGACUUUGAGAAUUUAAGUCACAAAAAAACUUGGUUGUACGUACUUUGUUUUGUUUGUAUAAAAGUCCAUUCUUAUUCUCAGGUUUCUUCGUAUAAAAAAGGUACAACCAGCUGUGCAGGGAAACAUUUUAUUUUUGUUGUCCAUUUAGUUUUAUGUUUGUUUUGACUUAAUACUUUUGUGACGAUCUAGUCUAUUUGUUUUUUAAAAUUUCAAAUUACUUAUGUUAAGGUAUAAGUUUUAAAAAAAGGGCUUCUCUUUAUUGGGACGUUUUUGAAUUGUUUUAGAAAGGGGUGGCGCAUAUCUGUCAAGGGCCACAAAUGGAAUUUGUUUUAAUGAAGUCCUUAAAAAUGACCCUAUGUAUCCCAUUAACGUAUUUUCAUUCUUCAUAUUGCCAGGAUGUUUGAGGAUGUUUGAUGACUGUUUGUUUUUUUAACAUGA